AUCAAUGAAUCAAGAUCAAAAUGACAAUGAUGAUGAUGAUGAUGAUCGAUCAUCAUUAUUGAAUCGUAUGCCACAUUGUACAUCAUUUUGUCCAAAUAUUCAUUUCAAUGGUCAUUGCCAUUGUACAGUACUAUCGUCCAUGUUAUCAACAAAACAAGAUGAUCAAAGUAUUGAUAUACGAAUCGAAUGUCGUCAUACAAAUGCUAGUAUUUUGAUGACUGAUAUCGAAAAUUUGGCGUCAUGUAAUUCGACAAUUAAUUUAUUAGAAUUAUCGGUAAAAGAUUCGAAUCUAACACAUCUUUAUAAUUUGCCCAGUGGUUUGUAUAAUGUACAGAAAAUGUUUCUCGAUAAUACCGGUAUCGAUUUGGAAACAAUUCGUGAAAGUCAAGAAUUGUUGAAAUCAUUACGAGUAUUGCGAAUAAGUAAUGAAAAUUUUACUGAAAUUCAACGAAAUCUAUUCAACGGGAUGGAAGAAUUGAAAGAAUUAUCGUUGAAUAAACUUGGCAUGGCAUAUAUCAAUAUCGAAGCAUUUGUUUCAUUACAGGAUUCAUUGACAUUGUUGGAAUUACGAUCGAAUAAAAUUCGUACCGUGCCAACGGCUGUACAAAGUUUGUCGCAUUUAGAAUGUUUAGAUCUUAGCGGUAAUGAUAUUAAAUCCGUUACUGAUGGUAAUACAGGAAUAUUCAGUUCAGGAUUAAGACGAUUAAAAAGAUUAGGAAUCAAUACUAUGAAUUGUUCAUGUGAAUUUGGUAAAAGUAAAUUUGCCACAUGGCUACGUACACAUGGUAUCAAAGGUGUUCAAUGUGCAAUGCCUGAACGUUUUCUAGAUAAAGAUGUAUCGAAUACAGCGAUUGAAGAAUUUUGUGAACCAUGGCCAAAUUCUAAUGUUCGAAUUGAAUCAAAUUGUCCGAUGAUCAUCAUCAUUAUUAUUAUUUUUAUUACAUUACAGCAGUUGUUG
Molecule: messenger RNA, 958 nt
Organism: Dermatophagoides farinae (American house dust mite)
Lineage: Eukaryota; Metazoa; Arthropoda; Arachnida; Sarcoptiformes; Pyroglyphidae
Biological process (GO): signal transduction
Cellular component (GO): plasma membrane
Molecular function (GO): protein binding; signaling receptor activity
Source: RefSeq, a predicted model, not a curated record